GAACUACGCUUUAAAUAAUAACCACCGGCGCCGGCGUCUUGUAACCCACUACAGCACCUGCUGUUGUACUACAGACGCAAUCAUAGUAGCUCUGCUCUUUGUUCGUUGCUGCUUUUUUUUUGUUGCUUACUUAACCUACCAUUCAUUCUUCGUUGCCGUCUUUUAACUACGCUGGUCAUUGUUAUUAAACCUCACGUUGAGUCCCACGUACGACUAAACGUACACAUUAUACAUAACGUAUAGGUUAGUUAGUCAUCGUCAAUUUACUUGUGGUAACAUAGCUCUCAUUACCGCGUAUUCAAACGUUAUUACAUGGUCUAUCCAGCCAAGAAGUCCAUCUAAACACCACCACAACAACAAUAACGACAACAGCAACAACCAUGAGCGCUACCGAAAUCACCACAUCCGCGACCGCGGACCUGCCCUCGGGCGAUCCCGUACCAUCCGCCAUCCCGCUUCCCGUCGCGAAGCCCAAGCCCUUCCCAAUUAAAGAAGUCAUCACAGCGGCACCCUCGAACAUCGAUGCUUUUCUGGCCCAUCUCCAGCGGUGCUUGCAGACGCCCUCGGGCAUCGAUACCACGCUGCUGUUCCUAUGCUACUCCUCGCGCUUCGCCGCCUCCAUCCUCGAACACUUGACCCGCCCCGCCAUCCAGCGCAGCGCCCAGCAGCUCCUCGCUCUCGCGGCCAGUCUGCCCCCCUCCGCCACCCUGGUAUUCACCGCCAAAGCGCUGCCGGGGCGCGGGGCUGCCCUCGCUCUGAUCUUCGCUAAGCGGUUGCGCGCUCUUAGCGCCAUGGUGUCCGACGCUCGGACUUUUAUGAGGUUGUGGGGUCUGCUGAAUAUGUACUUCUGGCUCCGCCGCCUCGUGGCUAAGAAGAAGGAAGGCGAGGUGGAGAAGGAGGCUGAGAAAAAGACGGAUAAGCUCGAGACGGCCAUCUCCUGGUUCCAGCUGUCCACCUGCAUCAUCUUCCAGGCCCUCGAGAACGGCGCAUAUCUCUCCUCCAAGGGCGUCCUGGGCUGGGCCCCCGCUACGCAACGCCGUGCUUCGCUCUGGAGCGCGCGGUUCUGGGCCGCGUUCGUGGGCGCCGAGGUCGGGCGUCUGCUAUACGAGAACCGCAAGCGCGGGCAGCGGACUCGCGCCGAGAAGUUCGCCGAUGGGAAGACGGCGUCAGAGGUCCAGGCCGAGGAGACCGAGUGGGCUGCUACCUGGCGCAAGACCCUCCUGCGCAACCUCGCUUGGGCCCCGCUUACACUCCACUGGAGCUCCGAGACGGGGCUUCUGGGUGAGACGGCGGUGGGAGCGCUGGCUUGUGUGCCGGGGGUUAUACAGAUGAGGGAUUUGUGGAGGAGGACUGCCGCUGAGUAGAUGGCCCUCCACCCACGCGAAAAGGAGCUGGUUUAUAUAUAAGGAGGCUCGGGUGGCAGUGUAGGUUAUAUGGGAGGGCGAUAUUGCUAUCGUUAGUUUCUCUUUAUUUCCAUUGCGCGGGGAGACGACUCUAGGGGGUAUGACGGCGAGGACGUUGCGAUGAAAAAAAUAAAGCAAGGGGAAUGAAUGACUUAAGCGUGUAUUGGGAUUUAAUGGGCUUUUCGUCUGCUCUCGAUGUCGAUUGAUCUAUGAAAGAUGUUAUAGCGUGUGUAGGUCCAAAUACAUAUAAUACAAGAAAAUGAAAACUGAAA
This is a messenger RNA of Daldinia vernicosa, 1675 nucleotides long. RefSeq lists its product as uncharacterized. Lineage: Eukaryota; Fungi; Ascomycota; Sordariomycetes; Xylariales; Hypoxylaceae. The coding region runs from base 381 to 1364 and encodes 327 amino acids. The record is from RefSeq and is a predicted model, not a curated record. The transcript has a single exon. Gene Ontology annotation, biological process: peroxisome fission. Gene Ontology annotation, cellular component: peroxisomal membrane.